This is a messenger RNA of Piliocolobus tephrosceles (Ugandan red Colobus), 7052 nucleotides long. It is a transcript of the gene RPS6KA2, whose product is annotated as ribosomal protein S6 kinase A2. NCBI's taxonomy places the organism in Eukaryota, Metazoa, Chordata, Mammalia, Primates, Cercopithecidae. The transcript is spliced from 21 exons. Gene Ontology annotation, biological process: protein phosphorylation; intracellular signal transduction. The record is from RefSeq and is a predicted model, not a curated record. The coding region runs from base 1723 to 3831 and encodes 702 amino acids. Gene Ontology annotation, molecular function: ribosomal protein S6 kinase activity; magnesium ion binding; ATP binding.
CCUUCCAGCCUUACUCAGCCAAUUCCUUGUAUGAAACACUUUCUGUGAAAACAACUGCUGUGGUUCCUGCUUUCCUGAUUGGCCCUGAGUCAUUCAGAUGCCAUGUCCCUGCCUGGCCAUGAAGCACAGCCUCACGUCUGAUGCUGUUGUGGAACAGCAUCAGAAAGGCCACAAUCCGGCUGAAAGCGACGGGCUCUCAACACUGCCCCACCAUAUGAACUGAGGGGUGAGGUGCCAAGGGCCCCACCCCGGGGAAGGAAUGAGGGUGGGCUUGGAUUUGGGACUUCCCGCCCCCUGCUUUGUGUUCAGGAACGCUGUCUUCACUCUGCAUUUUCUUCAGUUCCUCCAAAUGCUCCAAGAAACCAAACCUCACUUGCACUGCUCGGUGGCAUUGCGGUCCUGCUCCUGCUCUUCUGUGUCACUCCAGCUCUCCAGGAACCUGGCAUUGUCCUUUCCCUGGCCCUACCCUGCACACUGAAUGCUUUAAUCGAGGAGACUGUUCUGUAGAUGUGCCCGUCAAUCCCCAAACGUCUCAUGAGCUCCCGCUAUGCGUGGGCUGUGCUCUUCCCCUCCGGCAUCUGUGUCUUUACUUUCUACCAAUGAUGCGGGCAGGAACUCCCCCCUUUUCUUUGUGCACUCAGAGCCCAGGGAUUUCAGAGUCUGGCAGGCACUAGCUUGAAAGGUUCCUUAUGACACCGAGGGCUGUGGUUCUCAUUAUUGAGAUUGUCUUCAGGUUUUACCUCAUUCAAAAUGCAUAGCCGUAGUGUUAAAAGUGUCAUCCCCUCUCUCCAAACGUUGCUGUUUCUACCUAGUUUAUCCUGGUUACCUUCUUUGGCUGGUGAUUCUGAGUUUUCACAGUUGCAGGGGGUCAGUGGUGUACAAUCACUCUCUUAGACCCACCCAAGUGGUCCUCAGGUGUGGAAAGUUUAAAAGUUGGUAUCUAUGAGAAACUGCUUUCCUGUGACAUUUUUGCUGACUAAAUGACGUGGAAUCUGGCCUGUAUAUCUCGUCUAUGAAGACAUUAGAAGGAUUUAGGUUUUAUUCAUGUGCAGGCACCACAAGGUAUCAAUAGGUGUUUUGAGCUUAUGGUUCAAGCAUGUUAAAACAAAAUAGCAGGAAAAUUAGUAAUUUUCAUUGGGUAUAUUUUCUGUAGUUUAAAAUGAUAAAUAUAAGUUACAGAAUAAAAAAUUAUCAACAUAACUGUAUAACUAUGUGCUGUUAUAUGUCAUGCACAUAUGCUGUGGUUACAUUUAUCCUUACACUUAAAACUUUUAAAUUAUGGAUAAAACAUGUGACAUUAAAUUUACCAUCUUAAGCAUAUGCUUCAGUGUGCAGUUCGGUGGUAUUAGGUACACUCACAUUGCUGUGCAAACAUUGCCACCAUCUAUCUCCAGAACUCUGUUCCUCUCUCAAAACUGAAACUCUACCCUUUAAGCAGUAACUCUUUUUUCCCCCUAAUCCUCAUCCUCUGGUGCCACCAUUCCACUCUCUGUCUCUAUGAUUUGGGUAUUCUCAGUACCUCACGUAAGCGGAAUCAUACGGUAUUUGUCUUUUUGUGGCCGGCUUAUUUCACUUCACGUAAUGUCCUCCAGGUUCAUCCACACUGCAGUGUGCGUCAUCAUUUCCUUCCAUUGUGUGCCUACACCGCACUCUGCCACCCAUCCAUCCACCAAUGAACACUGAGGUUGCUUCCAUCUUUAGGCCACUGUGAAUGAUGCUGCUAUGAAUGAGGAAGGCAUUGUGAAGGAGAUUGACAUCAGCCAUCAUGUGAAGGAGGGCUUUGAGAAGGCAGACCCUUCCCAGUUUGAGCUGCUGAAGGUUUUAGGACAAGGAUCCUAUGGAAAGGUGUUCCUGGUGAGGAAGGUGAAGGGGUCGGAUGCUGGGCAGCUCUACGCCAUGAAGGUCCUUAAGAAAGCCACCCUAAAAGUUCGGGACCGAGUGAGAUCGAAGAUGGAGAGAGACAUCUUGGCAGAAGUGAAUCACCCCUUCAUUGUGAAGCUUCAUUACGCCUUUCAGACAGAAGGAAAGCUCUACCUGAUCCUGGACUUCCUGCGGGGAGGGGACCUCUUCACCCGGCUCUCCAAAGAGGUCAUGUUCACAGAGGAGGAUGUCAAGUUCUACCUGGCUGAACUGGCCUUGGCUUUAGACCAUCUCCACAGCCUGGGGAUCAUCUACAGAGAUCUGAAGCCUGAGAACAUCCUCCUGGAUGAAGAGGGACAUAUUAAGAUCACAGAUUUCGGCCUGAGUAAGGAGGCCAUUGACCACGACAAGAGAGCGUACUCCUUCUGCGGGACAAUCGAGUACAUGGCACCCGAGGUGGUGAACCGGCGAGGGCACACGCAGAGUGCCGACUGGUGGUCUUUCGGCGUGCUCAUGUUCGAGAUGCUCACGGGGUCCCUGCCGUUCCAGGGGAAGGACAGGAAGGAGACCAUGGCCCUCAUCCUCAAAGCCAAGCUGGGGAUGCCGCAGUUCCUCAGUGGGGAGGCACAGAGUUUGCUGCGAGCUCUCUUCAAACGGAACCCCUGCAACCGGCUGGGUGCUGGCAUUGAUGGAGUGGAGGAAAUUAAGCGCCAUCCCUUCUUUGUGACCAUAGACUGGAACAAGCUGUACCGGAAGGAGAUCAAGCCACCAUUCAAACCAGCAGUGGGCAGGCCUGAGGACACCUUCCACUUUGACCCCGAGUUCACAGCACGGACGCCCACAGACUCUCCUGGUGUCCCCCCAAGUGCAAAUGCUCAUCAUCUGUUUAGAGGAUUCAGCUUUGUGGCCUCAAGCCUGAUCCAGGAGCCCUCACAGCAAGAUCUGCACAAAGUCUCAGUUCAUCCAAUUGUGCAGCAGUUACACGGGAACAACAUCCACUUCACCGAUGGCUACGAGAUCAAGGAGGACAUCGGGGUGGGCUCCUACUCAGUGUGCAAGCGAUGUGUGCAUAAAGCCACUGACACUGAGUACGCUGUGAAGAUCAUCGAUAAGAGCAAGAGAGACCCCUCAGAAGAGAUCGAGAUCCUGCUGCGGUACGGCCAGCACCCGAACAUCAUCACCCUCAAAGAUGUCUAUGACGAUGGCAAGUUCGUGUACCUGGUGAUGGAGCUGAUGCGUGGCGGGGAGCUCCUGGACCGCAUCCUCCAGCAGAGAUACUUCUCGGAGCGUGAGGCCAGUGACGUCCUGUGCACCAUCACCAAGACCAUGGACUACCUCCAUUCCCAGGGGGUUGUUCAUCGAGACCUGAAGCCGAGUAACAUCCUCUACAGGGAUGAGUCGGGGAGCCCAGAAUCCAUCCGAGUUUGUGACUUUGGCUUUGCCAAGCAGCUGCGCGCGGGGAACGGGCUGCUCAUGACGCCCUGCUACACGGCCAACUUCGUGGCCCCAGAGGUCCUGAAGCGUCAAGGCUACGAUGCGGCGUGUGACAUCUGGAGUUUGGGAAUCCUGUUGUACACCAUGCUGGCAGGAUUUACCCCUUUUGCAAAUGGGCCAGACGAUACCCCUGAGGAGAUUUUGGCGCGGAUCGGCAGUGGGAAGUAUGCCCUUUCUGGGGGAAACUGGGACUCCAUAUCUGACGCAGCCAAAGACGUCGUAUCCAAGAUGCUCCACGUGGACCCUCAUCAGCGCCUGACGGCGAUGCAAGUGCUCAAACACCCGUGGGUGGUCAACAGAGAGUACCUGUCCCAAAACCAGCUCAGCCGACAGGACGUGCACCUGGUGAAGGGCGCGAUGGCCGCCACCUACUUUGCUCUAAACAGAACACCUCAGGCCCCGCGGCUGGAGCCCGUGCUGUCGUCCAACCUGGCUCAGCGCAGAGGCAUGAAGAGACUCACGUCCACGCGGUUGUAGCAGGUGGGACCCUGGCCCCAGCGUCCCCCGCCAGCGUCUUCGUGGGCUCGCAGACCCCGGCCUCGGAGCCUGCCUGGCACCCAGAGUGACCACAAGUCCAGCAGGGAGGCGGCGCCCGUCCUCGCCGUGUCCGUGUUUCCUUUUUCAACCCCGGAGAGGGUCCUGACCCGGGGGCUUCUCCAAGCCUCACUGCGCCAGCCUCGCCGCCCGCUCUCUUUUCUCCCAAGCAAAACCAAAUGCGCCCCUUCACCUCACGUGCCCGUGCGAGGCCAGGGGCUACUUUCAGAACCGGCGGGUCUUCUCAUAUCGCGGCUUCUAUUUCUGCCAAGAGAUCUGUUUUCCAAUUAUGAAGCCGGUCGGUUUAGUCAGACUCCCGAUGCCGACGUCCCGGGUACCCGGUGGGAAAGUGGCAGUGCAAGGGUGCAGCCGUCAGUGGUUGCAGGGCCCUGGAGGGCUGGGGUGACCUAGUAUCCUGGGGAUCCCCACGGGCUGGAUGAGGGGGUUGGCACUGUGGCGUCCAGGGGGAGACGCCUGGUUCUGCCCAAAAUAAUCCAAAGAGCCAUUUCCUCCUGCCCUUCAGUUUUUGCCUGAGGUGCUGGGUAGCCCAUCCUAUCCUCUGUCCCAAAUUCAGAGGAGGAGUAAGAGCCCGGGCGACAGCAAGGCGGACUGGAUCUUUGCCUUGAGAGCUCCGUGUCACCACGGAGGGAAGGGGGCGCCUCCCGGAGGAGCCUGUGUCCACCUCGAGUCUCGGCUUUCCCCGGGGGGCCAAGCGCACUGGGCUGCCCUUGGUCCCCAGCUCUGGUGGUCACACAGCUACCUGGAGGAUUUGCAGGGAGCCGUGGGUUCUCACACCUUCUCAGCCCUGUGUCAGCUUCCUGUGUGCUCACCCAAAGCUGUGGUUCUGUGUUCACUUCGAUUUUUCUGGUCUACAGAGAAACUGUGAAUUUGAGAAAUGGAGCUCUGUGGCUUCCCACCCAGUCCUUCUCAGUCCACCUGGAGGCUGGAGGGAAACGCAGGCCCCACCCAGCAGACUGAGGGCCAGGGGCACAAGUUGGAAGGCAGCGGAGAUCAGCGUGGGCAGGAGCGAUGCACUUUGUAGAUGCUGUGGCUUUGUGUUGCGUUUUGUGUCUCUGUUGCACAGAUCUGUUUUCACACAGAUCUAUAUUCCCUGGGGUGUGCACACAGGGUGGGUGUGGGGCAUUUAGGCCAUACUGUGCUCUCCUUCAUUGAGUAAAAUCGAGUGAGAGGUUCCGGGCAGGAGGCUCGACGCCCAGUCCAGCCCGCAGAGGGAACACACGGGUCCUUCAUUCUCCCGUAAGGGUGUUGAAGAUGCUCCCCGGCGGCCCCCAAGUCAGGGGACCCAGCAAGUGGACUGGGUGGGAGGGGGUGCCGCUCACCCCCUCACCCUGCAUUGCUGAAGAGCCCCGCCUCUGCAGCAAGCGGAGCUUCAGGAGGCAUCCGUUGGCCACAGCCAGGUUUUCCCUAAGAAGAUGUUACUGUGUUGGGUUUUGUUCCCCCUCCAUCUCAAUUCUAGUACCCAACUCAAAACAGAACAAACACACAAAAAAUGUGCUGCGUUCUGAAAAAUAACUCCUUAGCUUGGUCUGAUUGUUUUCAGACCUUAAAAUACAAACUUGUUUCAGAAGCUUUAAUCCAUGAAGAUUUUUUUUUUUUUCUUAGAGAACCACAAAACGUAAAAGGAGCAAGUCGGACUGAGUACCUGUUUCCAUAGUGCCCACAGGGCAUCCCUCACAUUUUCUCCAUAGAAGAUGCUUUUUCCCAAGGCUGGAAUUACUUCCACCAUGAUGAAUUUGCUUUUUAGGUCUCAAUUAUUUCAUUUCUUUUUAGAAACUUAGGAGAAAGUGGAUAAUCCUUAGGUCACAGAAUUUGUCCUCCCAGAAAUGAACAAAAAUCAUCACCUCUUCUGCUUGCUACGCAAGCACAAGCUCGUGGUCUUUUUCAGUCAUCCCAGUUUGUAUAGACUUAGCUUCUGAACUCUAAGAAUGCCAAAGGGACCGACGAGACUCCCCAUCACAGCAAACUCUGUCCUUACAUAUAUUUGAUGUACAUCAGUGGAGGAGAACACUGGCUUGGCCCUGCUCUGCCUAGGGUCUGUGAAAUACCUCUACUUUCCCUCUCAUAUCCAGAACAAAGUGAUACUGGAAAUCCUUCCACAAAAGUCAGCCUGAAGAAGCUAUGGUAUCAUAUGUUAAACUAAGCUUUCAAAACCCUUAGUGAAAUAGCAAGUGACUGCUUUCAAGUAGCAGUCGACAUGUAAAUGAAGGUGUUCUUAGAAUUCGCAUUUUGCCCGCUCAGCGCACCUCCAUGCUGAAUGAAAUGCUCCGUAUGAUUUGUACAAAUGACAUAGACCUCCCCAAAAGUUAAUUGGCUCUCUUUGCUCACACAGAUCAUCUCAUAACCACCACCCCCCGCCCCCGGGUCAUGAAAAUCACAGAACUUAAUACGCACACUGAACCCUAGAUCUCAGGCUUCCUGACCUACUGCAAGUGGCCCCUUGCUGGCCACCCUAUAGGGUCCUCCUUCCCUGGCAGCCCCCUGUGUGGGAGAAAUACCUGAUUCUCCCAAUCUGCAGUGGGAGAGCUUUGCUGAAUUCCACCCCAAAGUCCAACAUGGGCAAGAGGUGAGGAUUUCACUUUUACCCUCAAGUCCGAUUCGUCUGUGAUUUUAAACUAACUGUGUAUGUAUUGAUGUUUGGAAGAUUGAAUUUUAAAGUGGUAAUAUACUUAAUGUUAGCCAGUAUUGUUCAUUAAAUGGCGUUAUCCUAAAGCUGCACUUGGGAUUUUUACCUAACGCUUUACUGAUUCUCUCAAGCACAUGGCAAAGUUUGAUUUGCACUCCGUUCAUUUCUGACACCGUUUUGCUGCCUCCUACCUUUCUAAGCGUCGUGCAAAUUCGAGAACGGAGAAGGAUGCUGCCCGUCCCUGAGCAGUGCGGAGAGGGCGGCAGGUGGACUCCAGCGCAGCUUGAGGGGCUGAGGACAGAGGCUGCAGCGUCUGUGUCGUUCUACUGAGCACGCUUCUCUGCCUCGCUCCUGACUCAGCACUUUGUUCACUGGCUCAGCAGUUAUGUUUACACAUCAUUUUUAUGUUCCUGCUUUGUAAUUCAUGUUUGAGAUGGGUGGCCACUGUACAGAUAUUUAUUACGCUUUCCAGACUUUCUGAAUAGAUUUUUUUGAAUAAACAUGGUUUUAUGAAGUGUAA